Epinephelus moara (kelp grouper) is the source of this 352-nucleotide messenger RNA. RefSeq names its product rho GTPase-activating protein 7-like. NCBI's taxonomy places the organism in Eukaryota, Metazoa, Chordata, Actinopteri, Perciformes, Serranidae. The transcript has 2 exons. Gene Ontology annotation, molecular function: GTPase activator activity. The annotation marks the transcript as partial. Gene Ontology annotation, biological process: actin cytoskeleton organization; regulation of Rho protein signal transduction. The record is from RefSeq and is a predicted model, not a curated record.
GUCCAGUCAUAGGAAGUACAGCCUGGGUCGCCCAGACCAGCGGGACCUGAGUGAGAACCUGGCUGCCACCCAGGGCCUGGCCAACAUGAUCACCGAGGCCCAGAGACUCUUCCAGCUUCCAGAGUUUUGGCCCGGUCAGCAUUUGAGUGCAGCAGGCCCCACUGAAGACUCCCUGUCUGAGGAGGGAGGAGGCCCAGCAUCCUCCAGUCAGAGUGGAGGUGAGGAGGAGUUGGAGGAGAGAAGGAGGAAGCUGCAGCUGAGCACCCAGCACCUCCUGAAGGAGGCCAGAGAAAAGAGCCGAGGCUGGGAGAGCCACUCAGCUCCAGAGCAUGUGGAGCUGGCCUACAAGAAG